AUGCAAGUGGUUGAAUGCUACAUUGGCUUCAUCACUUGCUUAUCUCAGCCACUUGUGUUGACUGUGUUUCAUAACCAGGGUUUCAGCAAGAAAACAACCCCCCAACACCUGUACGGACGAGCUACAAGUUACGCGCGCCACUUUAACGUUCACCUUGCAAGAAACGGGGGUUUUCGAGAAUUUCACGCAAAUUUCUGUUCGGAUAUGCAAUCAGUCGAAGGGCAGAGCAACGCCGAAAACAUGGAAGGAUUUUCCCCACGUUGCCUUUGA
Cylicocyclus nassatus is the source of this 270-nucleotide messenger RNA. The record is from the annotation of a GenBank genome assembly. Lineage: Eukaryota; Metazoa; Nematoda; Chromadorea; Rhabditida; Strongylidae.